Messenger RNA from Phycomyces blakesleeanus NRRL 1555(-), 1335 nucleotides. RefSeq lists its product as hypothetical. Gene Ontology annotation, cellular component: cytoplasmic stress granule. Gene Ontology annotation, biological process: mRNA splicing, via spliceosome. Bases 1 to 1335 code for a protein of 444 amino acids. Gene Ontology annotation, molecular function: mRNA binding. The record is from RefSeq and is a predicted model, not a curated record. Lineage: Eukaryota; Fungi; Mucoromycota; Mucoromycetes; Mucorales; Phycomycetaceae. The transcript has 2 exons.
AUGACAACCAGUGGCCGGACAGACAUCAGCCGCACAAUUUAUCUAGGAAGCGUCCCAAAAGAAGCCACUCCUGCAGAAAUUCUCACACAGGUCAAGACUGGUGCAGUUGAUUCAUUCAAAAUCCUACCCGACCGGAACUGCGCCUUUUUAACAUUUGUUGAUCCAGCCUCAGCACAGGCCUUCUACCAAGAGUAUCUCUCACGAAAACUCACCGUCCAGGGCCAGGAUCUGCGUGUCGGCUGGGGAAAACCCAGCUUGGUAGCAACCCAGACCCAGGCCGCCCUCAAUGUCGGUGCAACUCGUAAUGUCUACAUUGGAAACCUUUCGACUUCAUCGACAGAAGAGUCUCUGGAGGAAGAACUGUCAAAAUUCGGUCAGAUAGAACAUGUCAAGAUCUUGCGUGAUAAGAAUAUUGCUUUUGUUCAUUUUACUUCCAUUGUCUCUGCCGUAAAAUGUGUAAAUGCCCUGCCAUCUGAACCAGCCUGGAGUAGUAGACGCAUCAAUUUUGGAAAAGACAGAUGUGCGUAUGUACCAAAGAACGGAAUCUCGGCCACAUUUGGAUUUGAUCCAUAUGCAUCCGGCGGCAUGAAUACAGCAUCGAUGAUGUCUCAAGCCUAUGGUAUGAGUAGCAAUCCCAUGAGUGCCAUCAGCGUGACACUGCGCACACUGUAUGUGGGUGGAAUCAUGCCCGAGGCGACCUGCGAAGACCUCUGCAAUUCGAUUCGUGGUGGUGUACUUUUCCAGAUCCGCUUCAUUCCCGAGAAGCACUUUGCAUUUGUCACCUUUGUGGAUGCAAAUGCUGCUCUCUCGGUCUACAACCACGCCAACACAUCCGGUCUUGUGGUCAAAGGAAGACGUGUACGGGUCGGGUGGGGAAAGCCUUCAGGAAUUCCUUCUACUGUGGCUCUGGCUGUCCAGACUGGAGCGUCGCGCAAUGUGUAUGUCGGUGGCAUCGAAGACGAGAUGACCGAAGAAAGACUCCGUGAAGACUUUUCAGAGUUUGGAGAAAUCGAACUGAUCAAUACUCUAAAGGAGAAGAACUGCGCGUUUGUGAACUUUACGUGUAUGAUGAAUGCGAUGAAGGCAUUGGCCGGCAUCAAGGAGAACCCGGUCUACGCCAAUUACAAGAUUAACUAUGGCAAGGAUCGAUGUGGCAAUCCUCCCAAAAGACAGGCCAACCCUAACAGCGCCAAUGGUAACAGCAGUAACGGGCACACUUCCAUCACACACUCUGCGGGUGCAACCGGAAGUACGACUGGUAGUUUAACUCACCAAAAUGAUUCGUCUGGUUACACUCAAGACACCAGUACAAGUGCAGUAAAGUACGAGGAAUGA